Messenger RNA from Ciona intestinalis (vase tunicate), 482 nucleotides. RefSeq lists its product as uncharacterized. NCBI's taxonomy places the organism in Eukaryota, Metazoa, Chordata, Ascidiacea, Phlebobranchia, Cionidae. The record is from RefSeq and is a predicted model, not a curated record.
AAACGCUAAACGUUUGACUGCAUUCAGCAUGACAUGGUUGUCUCUUCGAAGAAGGAGAUUAAUAGAGAUUUAAAUGUACUAUAAGUCAUUAAGAAAUGACAACACCAGAAACAAAUAAAAUCGUUGCAGAAUUUAACGAACCGGGGCUUACAGCAGAAGAAAAAACGAAACGAGUGAAGCAGUUUAUUGAGACAUGCAUUGAGCAAAGCACCCACACUCACAUAGAUGAAAAGUUUAUGAUCACAAAAGGUUAUGUGAUGCAAUCGCAUGAUAAGCUUUUCACGUGCACAAAGUGUGAUUACAAAACUAGAAGGGUAGAUCAUAUGAGACAACAUCUGGCUUCACAUUUCAAGGUAAACUUAAAACAAACGCUGAUGGUUUUAAAGGAUGUAUCUCAUGUAUGCCACCCAUAUUUUUACAUGACGAGCAACGGCAGUGACACAGGUGUUAGUGCUAGAUCAAAAUGACGCUUGUUCUUUGGA